AUAAAUCGUUAGAUGAAUCCUUAAAAAAUAUAUUUCUUUCUUUCUAUUUUGCAUGUUUAAAAAAGAUAUCAACAAAUUAUUUUCUGUAUUAAAUAAAGCGAAUUAAGACGUUAACCCUACCCAGUGUAUACACGUGAUCGUAAUCACAAUCGUAAUGUUAAAAAUAAAUUGGAAGAAACGUUGUUAUAUUGUUUAUUUUUCCGUUGGUUUUUAAUUUUAAAACAGGUGAUAAUAGAAAUAAGUGAUCUCUUCCUUGAUUUGUUUAAAGCUUUAGUUAAAUUCUUCACCAUGAUAUACAUUAUCUUGUGCUUGAUUCUUUGUGGUGUGGUAUUUUAUAAAUCAACUAUAUAUAAAAGACAUAGAAGAUCUCUUUGGAACAAACACGUUGCUAUAACAGGAGGUUCCAGUGGAAUAGGCAAAGCAUUUGCUAUAUUGGCUGCAAAAGAAGGGGCCCAUGUAACUCUUCUUGCCAGAAAUGUCGACAGGCUUGAAGAAGCUCGAAAUGAAAUAAAACAAAACACUGUAACGCAGGAUCAAAUUAUUUCAAAAGUUCCUGUUGAUGUGUCCUGUCCAGAAGCCGUAGAAAAUAAUUUGUUGGAAAUAGAAGAAACAAUUGGUCCUGUUUACAUGCUUGUUAAUUGUGCUGGCUUUGCUGUUUGUGGCAAAUUAGAAGACCUUUCCGAACGUGACAUUAAGGCCUUGGUUGAUGUAAAUUUGAUGGGAACCAUUUAUGCUAUCAGAGCUGUUUUGCCAAAGUUUAAAAAACGUCGAGAAGGAAUAAUUGUGAUGACAUCUUCUGCAGUCGGUUUGAUGGGGAUGUUUGGAUAUUCCGUAUAUUCUGCUUGUAAAUUUGCACUUCGGGGCUUAGCAGAAUCGUUAGUUAUGGAACUGAAACCUUAUAAUGUGACGGUAACACUAGCACUUCCUCCAGACACUGAUACUCCAGGUUUUGAAAAUGAAAAUAAGUCAAAACCAAAAGAAACUAAGCUUAUGUCUGAAUCUGGAGGCUUAUACAAGCCAGAAGUAGUUGCCAAGCAAUUAUUGGAGGAUGCUCUUAAAGGGAAUUUCUUCAGCUACGUUGGCUUAGAAAGCUUUAUUUUAACAACAUUGUGUGUUGGUAUGACUUCUGUUAAUUCAGUUUUAGAACUGCUCCUCCAGAUAUGUCUCUUAGGCCCCUUAAGAUUAAUCGGGACAUAUUAUAUUAAAAAUUUUGAAAAAAUUGUUGCUAAAUGCUUCAGUGAAAACCAUGUUCAAGAGAAAUAAGACUAAACUUUUAAUGUGAUAAAAUUCAUACAGAAUUCUCAAGUUCAAUAGGUCAGAAGUCAUCGCAUAGUACCAAAUUUGUAUGAGUUAUUUUUUAAAAUAUCCUGUGGAUGAUAGUUAACUUUAUCUAUAGUUUCAGUUCAAAAUUUGAUAUAUUAUUAAAUUAAUAUUAGUGUUUUAUAUUAAAUAAAUCCACUCUAUUCAGUUAAUUUAGUAUGUAACAUGAUACAUAAUUUUUUCAAUAAACUUUUUU
This is a messenger RNA of Sitophilus oryzae (rice weevil), 1516 nucleotides long. Its product is annotated as 3-ketodihydrosphingosine reductase. The coding region runs from base 289 to 1263 and encodes 324 amino acids. Gene Ontology annotation, molecular function: 3-dehydrosphinganine reductase activity. Gene Ontology annotation, cellular component: endoplasmic reticulum membrane. Gene Ontology annotation, biological process: sphingolipid biosynthetic process. The record is from RefSeq and is a predicted model, not a curated record. Lineage: Eukaryota; Metazoa; Arthropoda; Insecta; Coleoptera; Curculionidae. The transcript has 2 exons.